Molecule: messenger RNA, 910 nt
Organism: Salvia hispanica
Lineage: Eukaryota; Viridiplantae; Streptophyta; Magnoliopsida; Lamiales; Lamiaceae
Source: RefSeq, a predicted model, not a curated record
AAAAAGGGGAGAUUGAUCAUGCUGAUCUCCUCACAAGCAUGGAUGAACAGAUAUCAAGAGCUAAAGAAGAAGCUGCUAGCAGGAAGGUGAUCAUGGAGAAGGUUGAAAAGUGGAUAUUGGCACGUGACGAGGAGCUAUGGUUAGAAGAGUACAGCACGGAUGAAAAUCGCUAUUCUGUUAGCAGAGGUGCUCAUAAGAACCUUAAAAGAGCUGAGCGAGCCAGAGUGAUGGUCAACAAGAUACCAGCUUUGGUGGACUUGCUGAUAUCAAAGACUAAGGACUGGGAAGAUGAAAGAAAGAAAGUCUUCUUGUAUGAUGAGGUUCCUCUAUUGGCAAUGCUUGAAGAGUACCAUACGUUGAGGAAGGAAAAGGAAGACGAGAAACAAAGACAAUGGGAACAGAAGAAGGUACAGAGUAAAGUAGUAGCCGAGCCUGACAGCCCAUUUGGAAUAAGGCCAGGCACCAGCAGUCGGCGUCUUUCUGAUAAAAGCAUAAACGGAGGCUUCGGAAGUGCAAGCCUUCUAAACAGAAAAUCUUCCCUCGGCUUACAGCCCAUGGGACCAAACAGCAUCAACUCACCAAGUCAAGGCAUAUCUUCCAUAAACGGAGGAAAGAAAACAAACAGGCAAAGGGCAUACAGUCAGAAAAGAUUUUCUUACCAUCUCAGAGAAGAUACAGUUUCAGUUGUCUCAUCAUUUUCUGGCCCCUUCUCACCCUAGGAUAUUGGGAUCCCAUCAAGAACUAAUUCAAUCGUAUAAUCAGUUUCCACUGUCUUAUAGAAGUAAGAAAAAGAGUCAUGUCCAGAAAUAAAUUAACAGAUCAUUUCCCAAGAUCUAGACCCUACAUGUGCACAUUUUCUGCAGCAUUUUACAAACAAAACAAGUACAUACAGUCUUCUUCAUGUGCAAAA